This is a messenger RNA of Acipenser ruthenus (sterlet), 1786 nucleotides long. Its product is annotated as C->U-editing enzyme APOBEC-2-like. The record is from RefSeq and is a predicted model, not a curated record. Gene Ontology annotation, biological process: cytidine to uridine editing. The transcript has 3 exons. The coding region runs from base 155 to 1006 and encodes 283 amino acids. NCBI's taxonomy places the organism in Eukaryota, Metazoa, Chordata, Actinopteri, Acipenseriformes, Acipenseridae. Gene Ontology annotation, molecular function: cytidine deaminase activity; RNA binding. Gene Ontology annotation, cellular component: cytoplasm; nucleus.
CAGAGAUAUGGGACAGCAGCUGCCCUGAUCCGCCCAGCCUCCUUCUCUAGUUCUCACUCACUCUCUCUCUUUCUUUCUCUUUCAUUCCUGUCUUUCUUCCUCUAGCAGUCCUCUUUCCCCCACAAACCCCUAAACACUUCUGAUCUCCUCCACAAUGGCUGACAAACAGGGAAACGUCAAGAGAAAGGAGAGCACCAAGAAAAAGGAGAGCUCAAAGCCACAGGAGAAGGCCAAAGCAAAGGAGAGCUCAAAGCCACAGGAGAAGGCCAAAGCAAAGGAGAGCUCAAAGCCACAGGAGAAUGCCAAAGCAAAGGAGAGCUCAAAGCCACAGGAGAAUGCCAAGCCAGAGGAGAAUACCAAGCCACUGGAAAAUGCCAAGCCAGAGGAAAACUCCAAGGGUCCUGAGGACCCGGAGAACCCUGAAGACAAGGUGGAAUUAAUGGAGCUGCCUCCCUUCGAAGUCAUUACAGGGGAUCGCAUCUCGUCCUUUUAUUUCAAAUUCCAGUUCAGAAACGUGGAGUACUCAUCCGGCCGCAACAAAACGUUCCUGUGCUACUCGGUGGAUAUCCAGGGGGGCGGCGAUGUGGAGACCCUUCGGGGCUACCUGGAGGAUGAGCACAUCAUUGCUCCGCACGCGGAGGAGGCCUUCUUCACCCUCCUCCUGCCCGAGUGCAACCCUGAGCUGCGCUACCACGUCACCUGGUACGUGUCCUCCAGCCCCUGCGUGGCCUGCGCUGCCAAGAUUGCAGAGGUGCUGCGCAGCCGCAAGGGCAUGCGGCUCACCAUCAUGGUGGCACGCCUCUUCAUGUGGGAGGAGCCGGAGAUCCAGGAAGGCCUGAGGCAGCUGAGAGCCGCCGGCUGCAAGCUGAAGAUCAUGAAGCCGGCCGACUUCAUCUACACCUGGGAUACCUACGUGGAGCCCGAGGGACAGACGUUCACUCCCUGGGUGGACGCGCAGGAGAACUACGAGUACUACGAAGAGAAGCUGUCCGAGAUACUGCAGUGACAGCAGAGGAUUGGAAUGCUGUCUGUCAUCGUAACAUGAGUCUGGGCUACCUGACAUCUGACCUCUUCUCUUACUGGUUACACAGCGUCCUACAGCUGUGGACUUCUGUUCAAACCUCCACUGGCUCAUCCACGACCUUGGCCAACAAUGCACUCAUGUUCUUAUUCCGUUUUGAAGAGUGAUUUGCAAUGAAGUGCAGAUUUUCCUUCUAGUAUUCUGUUGCACCCAGUGUGUAAACUAACAAUCCUUCAUUUUACAUGCCCGAUGCAUCUUUUUUUUCUUGUUGUGCCCCAUAAAGUUUUUAUUAUAUAUUUUUUAUGUAUUUUAUGUCAUCAGCAUAACCAACGCAGUCCUCUUUUUAUUUUAGUCUGUUUCCUGAGCUCUAACAGAACAGUGGAUGACAUGUAUAACCUCCCACUGCUGCAGGGGAGGCAGGAUUUGAACGCUUCGGCUUCCAAAAUAAAGUAGACAGCAGGUUUAUAAAGUUAACUGUAAUGGGAAAAGAAAAUCUCAUUACUCAUGAAGCUGAGCACACAGGUGGUUUAACUAUGAAGAGAACAGGACAUGAGGCCAAAGAAUCAUAUCUUCUGAUAACCCUGCACAUGAUUGUGGUACAGCUGUACAGCUAUGGCCAAAAGCUUUCCAUCACCCUAUACAAUUAACUCAUUUUGCUUCAUAAAGUCAAAUGAAACCUGCUGAAUAAUGUUACAUUAACAUACUGAAUUGCAUACUGCUUUGUAGUUUUCCUUAUAUAUAUAUAUAUAUAUAUAUAUAUAUAUA